Messenger RNA from Cimex lectularius (bed bug), 1931 nucleotides. RefSeq lists its product as uncharacterized. The transcript has 5 exons. Gene Ontology annotation, cellular component: endomembrane system; membrane. Bases 1157 to 1909 code for a protein of 250 amino acids. The record is from RefSeq and is a predicted model, not a curated record. NCBI's taxonomy places the organism in Eukaryota, Metazoa, Arthropoda, Insecta, Hemiptera, Cimicidae.
AACGGUCAGGGUUAUAAGCAAGGUGAGACACUGACACCAAACCACAACGCACUGUAUCAAUUGAAAAAGGUAAAGAAUAUGUUUUCAGAAAAUUAGACAUGGUAAAGUUGAUUUGGCUGCUCAUAUUUUAUUGUGAGAUUUCACUCAGAGGUCUGAGUGGUGAUGGACCUGUCUGUAGUUUGGUCGGUUCAUUCCUCGCGUUUUGCUUGUUUGGACUGUCAGACACGUUUCGCAAUAUCAAAACCCACCUAAGCAGUACACCUUAUUUUUUUUCCAAUUAAGCAUGCAAGUUAGAGUGAUGCUUUUUCCAAGCCUUAUUAAGUAGGGUAGCGAAUGAUGAGAUGAUGAUGAGAAGGAUAAUAGGAACAGAGAUGUGGAAUCCCCAAGCACUCCUACCACUUUUGGCUUAUUGUACGCCAUACUUUUUCCCAGUGAAACUUGCAUGUUGAGUGAUGCUUUCUUCCAAGCAGUCUUAAGCAAGGUAUGGAUUGUUUCAUCUUCGAUGUGUUUUGUGCCGGUGCCUCAUCCUACAUAUAACCCCGAUCAAUCUUGCUUAAUUGUCCGUAUUAUUAACAUUUAUCUUUGAAACAUUAUUAAUAGAGGAUCAAGGUUAUUAACAGGGUGAGGCAUUGAUGCAAAGGCACCACUUAAAUUGGCGAAAUGUUUAAAAUGAUAGUUGAAAACAGUGAGGAGAGGACGACCAGAAUGGUUAAACUACUAGUUCUUGGAUAAAUCAAUCCAAAUUUUGUUCCAAAUAUUUUUUGUUCCAUAUAUUCCAUUUACUUUUCUCUAUGGUGGGAUUUAAUAUAAGGCGCUUAUCCAAAAAGUGAAACAUUUUAAUUUUAACACAUGAUAUAAAUAAAUGGACAAAUCAUAACUAGACACAUAACCACAUAGCAAAUUAAUUCAGCACAGAACGAUAUAUUUCCCCAUAAUCACAUAUUUUAAGCUUCAGCUUGCAAAUGGAAAUUGACCAGGUCGAGAAAGCUCACUGCAGGCGACACGACAUCCCGAAGAGGAAGUGCUGAUCUCAUUCGGCUGCGGGCAGCUCUCCUAAAUCAGAAUGUCAGAUACUAAUCGGUCGAAAGGUGUAAAGCCCUGGUAGAAGAGGUGUAAAUGACGUUCGGCCUCUCAGAGAGGACAAGAAAGCUCCAGAAUGGAAGUCGAAUACUACAACAGGCACAGUGAGUCGUUCAAAUGGGCCAGCAUCGCCACCCACGUCUUAGGCGUCGCCCACUUCACAACGGCCAUCCUGUACGAUUACAUUUCAAAAACAUACGUCCUCCAAGGGGUCAAGCAGUAUUACUUUUACAGGCUGAGGUUUUUAACGCACUGGAACCUUUACCUUCAAUGGAUAUAUUUCUUAUCCAGAACGGUCAUGGACAUGAAGAGAAUAUUUCAAGAGCGUAGAUGUCGGUCACGUUAUGACAAUUUUUUGGACUACGUACAGAUGUCUGCGGCUUUUCCUUUUACUUUGUUUAUAUCGGUGUCUUACUGGUUUCUGGUUUCAAUCAACCCCAGUUUCGUCCACACGGAGACCGGCCCGAGAAGCACGUUCCUCCUCAACCAGAUGAUACACACCAACAUCCUUCCUUUGCAAAUCUUGGAAUUAAUCACGACGAAAAAGAUCAAAACGUCAACGACCGUAUGCAUCGCAGCUUGUAGCAUAAUACAGUUUUUGUUCUUUGCAUGCAUGCUUUACUUUUAUCACACUAAAGGUACCUGGUCGUACCCAAUUAUCGGGAUUCUCAAAGGAUAUAAAAGGAUCCUACUUUUAGCCGGCUGUUAUUCCACUAAUAUUGUUUUCUGUUAUUUUGGAGAUGUCAUCAACAAUAAGUUAUGGGGGAAAUUGAGCCUGGAAAACGAAACGAUCAAUGACACAAACAACUGUCAACGAGAAAUGGAAUAACAAAUAAAUCACUUCUUAUUUA